AUUGGGCGUAACUGAGGAAAUGCGUCAGCACAUCAAGUUGCAGCUGCUUGGCACGCUGCUGUUUAGCGCGCUGCUGGGCUAUCUGGGCUCCUCGGUGGCCUUGGCGAAGCCAACGCUGUCGUUUAGCCUGCCGCACGGCCUGCAGGGAUUCCCCUCGUUUCAGUCGUUCACCCAGCAGAUCAUCGAGCAGCGCAGCUUGCGUCAAAUGAAGACGUACAGUGGAAAGCGCGUUAGCAACGAUUCGCUGAUUAUGAUAUACUAUCACGAUCUGACCAUAGCCGUCACUGAGCUGGGCCCACAGAAGCUGCUGCUCGGCUGCGAGCUGAUCGAGAUCUACAACGAGAAGGAGGGCAAGAUGCUGCUCGAUGGCCUCGCCCAGUACAAUCGACCGCUGGAGAUCAAGUUCGAGGAGAUGCUCAAGCUGAUGGAUCAGUGCGAGCACGUCGACAAGUUGAGCUACGCCUCCAGGCUCAAGUACAAGUCCAGCGACCAAGGCACCGAGCGCAGCAGCGGCAGCGAGUCGAGUGCUAGCGCGUCGGCCAAUGGCAGUGCCGGUGGUGCAGCGGGUCAGGAUGGCGUCACGCUCAAGCUGGCCGCGAACAUCUUUCCGCGCAGCCCCUUCUCGCUGCUAAGCGGCAUCAUACCAGGCACCAAGUGGUGCGGCACUGGCGACAUUGCCGAAACGUACAGCGAUCUGGGCAGCGAGAUGGAAAUGGACCGCUGUUGUCGCCAGCACGAUCUGUGCCCCGUCAAGAUACGCGCCUACCAAAACAAAUACGAGCUCAUGAACGACUCGCUCUACACAAAAUCUCACUGCAUUUGCGAUGAUAUGCUCUUCUCGUGCCUGAAGAUGACCAACACGUCCGCCUCGCAGCUAAUGGGCUCCAUUUACUUCAACCUGGUGCAGGUGCCCUGCCUGGAUGGACGCAGCAAUCAAUACAAGUUCCGUGCGGCCAAAGAGGGUUUCUAGGCGGAACUUUAGCAAAAGUUUUUCAUAUUUGACUUCGCCCUCUUUUGUUCUCUGUCGUCUCCUUGUUGUUAUACCCUGCAGCCAUAGCGAGUGUGUAUUGAGGGUGAGA
Drosophila navojoa is the source of this 1079-nucleotide messenger RNA. RefSeq lists its product as uncharacterized. Lineage: Eukaryota; Metazoa; Arthropoda; Insecta; Diptera; Drosophilidae. The record is from RefSeq and is a predicted model, not a curated record. Gene Ontology annotation, biological process: phospholipid metabolic process; arachidonate secretion. Gene Ontology annotation, molecular function: A2-type glycerophospholipase activity.